Molecule: messenger RNA, 1341 nt
Organism: Penicillium lagena
Lineage: Eukaryota; Fungi; Ascomycota; Eurotiomycetes; Eurotiales; Aspergillaceae
Product: putative lipoate--protein ligase
Exons: 3
Coding region: 1-1341 (446 amino acids)
Biological process (GO): protein lipoylation
Cellular component (GO): cytoplasm; mitochondrion
Molecular function (GO): lipoyltransferase activity
Source: RefSeq, a predicted model, not a curated record
AUGCUGCUGCAACUGCGAGGAUGGUCUUCCUCCCGCACACUAUGCGAUAAAACUACAAGGCUCUGCUGGCCCCGCCGCAACUCUUCAUACCCUCUCAGCCGCUUCGCUGAGCUCGUUGGCCGCCCGUCUUCGCGACACCAGAUCUACCAAUCCGUCUCCACGGACCCAUACGUAAACCUCUCGAUCGAGCAUUUCCUCCUUGAAAAUGCGCCAGACGACUCGAGCAUUCUAUUCCUCUACACCAACCGGCCAUGCGUGGUGAUCGGGCGCAACCAGAACCCAUGGCUGGAGACAGAUCUGCGCGCGCUGCACAAUGAUCGCCAGAAUGGUACGGCCAGAGAGGAUUGCGAGAGCGCGCUCUACGUCCGGCGGCGGUCUGGAGGUGGAGCGGUUUUCCACGACGAGGGGAAUCUCAAUUACAGCGUCAUCUCGCCGCGUACGGCGUUCACGCGCAACAAGCAUGCCGAGAUGAUGGUUCGGGCGCUGCACCGCGUCGGGGCGACAAAUACCAGCGUCAAUCAGCGACACGAUAUCGUGAUGACCCCCGACGAUGCAUCAAAAGACCCAAGCGAGCCUCCAUCCCGCAAGGUGUCCGGGUCGGCAUUCAAGCUCACCCGGCACCGGGCCUUGCACCAUGGCACAUGUCUGCUGGAUUCGCCCAAUAUCCAUGAUCUCGGCCGCUUCUUGCGAUCACCGGCGCGCGGAUACAUCCAAGCCAAAGGUGUAGAAAGUGUACGAUCGCCCGUAGGGAAUGUCUCCUCUGCGUUCGCCGACUCUUUCUUCUCCACCCUCGCCGUGAUUGAAAGCGUGGUGGAGGAGUUUGCGCGGCAGUAUGGUAUCCAUCCAGACGCUGUUCUCCGGGCGCGCCGGGCGCAUGCCAAUGACCCCGAGAUCUACGCUGGAGACAGCUGGGUCGCCGGCACGGUUGGAGAUGUACAGGGCGAGCAGGUGCCCGAGAUUGGCAAAGGCAUUGCUGAGCUACGGUCCUUGGAGUGGAAAUACACACAGACUCCCCAAUUCACCUUCUCAACCUAUCCCAUCGACGAAGACCCUCGCGAGCGAGCACCGCUCCCACCCACCCUUCCAUCUUCCACCCGCGUAUUUCUGCGCCUCAAGCACGGCGCUAUCAUUGGAAGCUACAUAUCUGUUUCCUCGGACCCAUCCAUAGCAUCUGAUCAGGCUGCUCGCGUGCAUGAGGCUCUCAAUGGACAGCAUCUACAUGAGAUUAUGCGGUCACAGUGGACGGAGAUUCUGCGACGGGGUCUGGGCGGAACACAAGAUGUAGACGAUGGCGUUAUCCGAGAACUGGCGCGGUUCUUGGGUGGGUUGCUUGGAGGAUAG